CAUGCACUAAACGUCAGUCUACCAUCGCCUUCGCGUGGUGUUCUCCGCAACGGUUUAGUCUCCUGAUCUGCUCUUCACAUUCAAAAGUCUGAUUCACUAUGAGGCUCAUUACAUGCUUGGCAGUUGAAGCAGUCUUGUUUGCCCUUGUGGAUACCGCCAUUGUUGGCGUGAGAUUUGAAGUGGUAUGUCGGAUACAGCGCCAUAGACGACUGCGUAGGGGUCAUCGUCUAUGGGUUCACGCUCUUUUGAUGGAGCGGGAUUCAUGGUCAGAAGAUGAUCUUUUGAGAGAAAGACAAUAUAGAAAUCGCGACGAUAGUCCCCGGAUGGGGCUCACUUUGUACAGUGGAGAUGCUAGCGAUGGAUUUGGCGAUUAUUAUCUGGAGGUGUAUCUUGAUAUUGUGCAUAAUUGUGUGAGAUAUCACAAAAUGGAAACUAGAACAAAAAGAAUCGAAGUUGGAGAUUUUCCAGUAGACAAGAGGGAACCCACGCUGGUGAAUCUUGGAAGGAUCUAUCUUCCUUAGUGCCACAGAGUACGGAAGUAAUGCCGAUCAAUGUUGAUGUGCAUCAGAAUAAAUCAUGGUGCCUUU
This is a messenger RNA of Cylicocyclus nassatus, 587 nucleotides long. Lineage: Eukaryota; Metazoa; Nematoda; Chromadorea; Rhabditida; Strongylidae. The record is from the annotation of a GenBank genome assembly.